Molecule: messenger RNA, 1752 nt
Organism: Dermatophagoides farinae (American house dust mite)
Lineage: Eukaryota; Metazoa; Arthropoda; Arachnida; Sarcoptiformes; Pyroglyphidae
Gene: Pop2
Product: CCR4-NOT transcription complex subunit Pop2
Cellular component (GO): CCR4-NOT complex
Molecular function (GO): nucleic acid binding; poly(A)-specific ribonuclease activity
Source: RefSeq, a predicted model, not a curated record
GAAUAUCAAACAAUAAAAAAAACAACAACAACAACAAUAACGAGAAAUGAAAAUUCGAAAAAAACGAUAUAAACAAUUCAACCCAAUAUCAUUUUCUUCUAUUACCAACAACUAGAUUUGUUCAUUCUCUGUCAUUCAGUCAGUCAGUCAUCAUUAUCAUCAGUUAUCCUGGAAAUAAUUCAUUCUCAUAAUAUAAUUUUCCCCACCCAAACUGUUUGUAGAUUUAGAAAAAGAAAAAAAAGAUUCGCCUGAUUUCAUUAUUCAUCACAAUCAUUAUCAUCAAUAACAACAAAAAAAAUCAGGAUGCCUUCAGCUUAUGGCCACACAAAUGGACACCAUAUGGUCAAUACGAAUUCAAUGGCUUUGACAAAUGGACAAACACCUACAUCAGCGAUUGCUGCAUCAACUUCAUCACCAGCACAUCGACAUGCAGCCGGUAUAGGAUCAAUGAAUGCUGGUAAUCAUGGUGGUGGCAGUGUUGGUCAUCCAUCAAAUCAAACCCAAACACAUGGUCCACCGCAAACACCACAAACCAAUGAAGAGGUCGGAAUCAGAGAAGUUUGGGCACAUAAUCUUGAAGAAGAAUUUAUUCGAAUUUGUAAGAUUGUACAACAUUAUCCAUUCGUUGCGAUGGAUACAGAAUUUCCAGGAGUAGUGGCCAAACCGAUUGGUCAAUUUACAUCCAAUUCUGAAUACAUGUAUCAGAUAAUGCGUUCGAAUAUUACAUUGUUGAAGAUCAUACAAAUUGGCUUGACAUUUAUGAAUGCUGAUGGUAAAAAACCUGAUGGCCAUUGUACUUGGCAAUUCAAUUUCCGUUUCAAUUUGAAUGAAGAUAUGUAUGCACAUGAAUCGAUAGAAUUGCUCACAAAUUCUGGCAUACAAUUCAAUAAACAUGAUCAAGAUGGUAUUGAUCCAACUGAAUUUGCUGUAUUGAUGUUUGGUUCUGGUUUGAUUUUAACUGAUCAAAUUUCCUGGCUAUCGUUUCAUUCGGGAUAUGAUUUUGGUUAUUUGCUCAAAAUGUUAACCGAUAAACAGUUGCCGAAAAAAGAAUCAGAAUUUUUUGAUUUAUUGAAAACAUAUUUUCCACGAAUUUAUGAUUUAAAAUAUUUGAUGAAAAGUACCAAAGAUUUGAAAGGUGGUUUACAAGAGGUUGCUGAAGCAUUAACUUUGGUUCGUAAAGGUCCACAACAUCAAGCCGGUAGUGAUAGUCUAUUAACGGGCGAAACAUUUUUCAAAUUGAAAGAAAUGUAUUUCGAAAAUGAUAUCGAAGAAAAACGUUAUUCCGGAUUUCUUUAUGGUCUUGAAACGGCUGAAACGGGAAAAAUUGAAACAGAUGAUGAUUUAACAGCUUCAAAUCCUACUGCUACUAAUAAUACUGGCAAUCGCAAUACGCCCAUUACUAGUACUACUACCAUUUCAUCAUCAUUAUCUGUAACAAAUUCAACAACAACAAAUGGUGGAUCGAUCAUCGUAUCAUCGAGUGGUAACAAUAACACAUCAAAUGGUAGCAAUAAUAGUGGAUCGAAUAAUGAUUCAGCUGUUGUUAGUGGUGGUAAAAUAGAAGAUGUGAAUAUAUCCGAUGCUAAUAAUUCUGAAAAUUCAAUCAUCACAUCUUCAUCAACAUCAAAUUCGACGACUAUAAAUCCACAACAAACGCCCACAAGCAUUUCUAGCUGAAUCAUUUUCAUUUUUUCUUCCUUUGUGUUGUGUUUCGUUUUUUCAUUUUCUGCCUAACUGUCAAUCAAUCAUUAU